GACUUCUUCUAGUUUAAACUGUGUACGAGCGAAUCUUAAGAAUUAGGAAGGGCUCAUAGAUAUCAUUGUUUUCUCGGAGAAAUAGUAGAAAGCAAGAGUGGAAUCAAAGAUUUUCCAGAAGAAACGAACUAGUGAGGGUUUGUUUUGAGUAAUAUAGAUUAAAGUGGUGAUCGUGCUUGAUAUUGAAGAAGAUAAUUUUCAUCGAGACUUUCUCAUUAUUUUUUACCUCAUUUUUUCUUUAGUCUACUAAAUUUGUGAAAGAGACGACUCUCGUCUUACCUUCUUCUCAAACUAAACGUUGUUUCUAAAAAAAAAUAGAGAUUCAGAUGGACAAGAUGCUCGCCGAAGAAUUCCAAGAUGAUUUCCCUAUGGAAAUUGAAAUCAAUCCGACCGGUGAAAAGAGUUCGAAUCUCGAUUUGAACCUGAAACUUUCACCGCCAAAGGAGAACAAAUCUGCAGACGAGUCGAUGAUGAAGAUGAUGAUGAUGCUAACGUCGUCGUCGUCGUCGUCCUACUCCGGAUCCUCCCCCUCCUCGUCGCCAUUGCCGUCGUCGUCUGGAAGCUCGUGCACAUCCUUGGAUCCGAAUCCGUACGAAGCCUUCCUCAACUUCAAUGAUCAGCCGGAGGAGGCGUCGCUGGUUCUGAUGGGUUGUCCUCAUUGCCUAUUGUAUGUGAUGGUUUCAGAGAUUGACCCAAAGUGCCCUAAAUGCAAGAGCCCUGCGUUGAUGGACUUCUUCCGUGGAAACGCAUACUAGGAAAUCAUCAAUGGUGCUUGGUGUUUAAUGAACUCUAGCUUGCUUGUAAUAUGUUCUUCCUUUAAUUUGCUAUUACAAAAUAUCAGCUCUCGUUGUGUGUCUUUACUUAAUUGCAAGACUUUGUUUUCUUUUGUUUCUUCAUUUGGAAGUGAGAAAAAGUGCUUGUUCUUAAUAUAGUCAAUCUAGUUGCCCUC
This is a messenger RNA of Malania oleifera, 949 nucleotides long. RefSeq names its product protein GL2-INTERACTING REPRESSOR 1-like. Bases 327 to 755 code for a protein of 142 amino acids. NCBI's taxonomy places the organism in Eukaryota, Viridiplantae, Streptophyta, Magnoliopsida, Santalales, Ximeniaceae. The transcript has 2 exons. The record is from RefSeq and is a predicted model, not a curated record.